CAUUUUCAGUUUAAAUCGAGAGCACGUACUCGUGGGUACAUAAUUCAGUUUUAAAUUGAGAAAGAAAAGUUAAAAUUGCACCGUUAGAAAAUGAAGUUAUUAUUCUGUUUAUUACUACUAUUAACAUUCAUGAACAUCCGUCAUAUUAGAGGAAAUGGUAUCAGAGUACCAUUGUCAAUAUACGAACAUGAAGUGAAUGGAUACGAUGAAGACGUUGACUAUUAUGGAAGUAUUUCAAUUGGAACCCCGCCACAGAAAAUCAACGUAUUAUUCAGUCUAAGGCAUGACCAUAUUCAGGUGCUCUCAAGUUAUUGCAACAGUUCAGUUUGUCGUGAUCAAAACCACAGUACUUAUAACCACAAAAUCUCAAAAACAUUCCGAAGUGAAGAUGACUUUGAUUCAAAAAUUUGGAAAGAUUUCGUUCGAGUAAACGAUACAAUUACAAUAGGUGGUAUCCAGAUACACAAUGCAUCAUUUUCAGUAUAUGCGAAGUUGAAGGAGGAAUGCGACAGUAAACCAUGCGAUGGUAUUGUGGGAUUAGGUCAAUAUAGCCACUUAUUUGAACACUGCAAACAAAUUGGAUUGAAGAAGAAAUUUUCAUUCUACACCAAUUAUCCUUGGGACAAUAAUACCUCUGAACUCAUGUUAUGCGGCGAAGACAAGACAAAGUUUCGCGGUAACUUGCAAUACGUUACUUCGAAUGGUUACAUCAGUCAACUUUUUGGAUAUGGCGUUCAAAUAGAAAGUGCUUUGGUGCAUCGUAACGAUAAAAGUGAUUCAACAAUGAAAGUCGCAAAUAGUAAUGUUGUACUGCACUUUGUACUCAACCCUGGCGCGUCAUACAUUAGUGUGCCACAAGACGAAAUUGAUAUGAUCUACAAAGCGUUAAACGCCACAACAUCAAAAAUUAAUAACUUGAAUAAGGUUGACUGCAAAACCAUUCACACAUUACCAAGUAUCACAUUUACAACUGCUGGCAGGAAUUUCACUCUUACAGGAAAUGAUUACAUCAAACAGUUGACGCACAGUGAUCAACGGGUCUGUAUAGUUCGGUUCAUGCCACACAAAUUCAAAACCGGUUGGUGGGUUAUAGGAAACGUGUUUAACAGAAAGUUUUACACUGUAUUCGAUUGGGAGACGAUGAGAAUUGGAUUUGCCGAAAGCAUUCAUGGACCUGCUCAGAUAAUGGUCUUCCUUUUUUAAUGGAAAGAUGAAAUAACGUUUCAGGUAUUACACAAUGAUUUCUAUACAUUUUAAGAUUAAAAUAAUAAUGAAAUGAAAUAUUCGUGACCGCUAAAGAAUGACACUCAAAAGUUACUGUUAUACCGCUGAAAUUUCACAUUCAACACAUUAUAGGUACAUACCAACAUAAAUAUCGCGUCAGUGAAAAUUUGAGGGAUGCAUAUCUUAAAAAAUAGUGUCACAAAUGUUCGAAAAUUUGGUAGGCGCGAUUAGCAAUAUUCAAUAUUUCAAAAUAAUAUUCGAAAACUGAAUUUUUAGAAAAAACAAUUAGGUACUUAUUUAUAAAUUAAGGUACAAUUUUAACAUUAAACAUUUUUAUACUAAUCUUUUACAUUCUAUAAAAUGUAAUUCAGACACUAUUGUAGUAAGUACCUUCAUUACACAACAUUUCAAAACAUCAUUCAAUUCUUAAUUUUUCUCAUUAAAAAUACCUAAAAUUGCAAAAUAGUCGAUGUAGUAAUUCCGCAAGCAUCACUCAAAAGUAUUCAAUUUACCGGAAUACAUUUCGAAUAACCAUUCAAGUUUUGAAUAUUUGAUUUUCACAUCACCCUUGUCGCGAUUUUAUUCGUGAUUUGAAUCAUAGAGUCAUGAAUCACAAUUACAAAUCAUUUUCAACUUCUUGUUCUCUUCAUUAGACCACAAGACUUUUAUUUUUUGCAUUUGUAACAUUUCGCCGCAAUUAUGAGGCAUUUUAACAACUUUGCGUAAUGUUUUAAGCAAAUACUUAGUUGACAAUUUUAUACUUACCUAGGUACUCGUUUUCUACCAAAAUCUCAUUAAUUCAAUUUUUAGCAAUUUUCAGCUAAGUAAUAAAAAUCAAUUACGCAGUUUUCCUUAUAUUUUGUGCAAUUUUUUGCAAAUUUUUAUUGUGCAUUGAGAAUUUAAGUAUUUCGGUUCAUUUUUAGUACUGUUCAAUAACCUACUCAAUAUGUACCUAUCAUUCGCGAGAUUUCGUUAUAUUCUAAAAUAUUUCAUUAGUUUUAUACAUAAACAAUAAUAUAUUUCUGUUAAGUUAUCUGAACGAGUUGUAAGAUUGUUUCAUGCAACUCGAGCAGAACUUCAUUCAAUUUUUAUUGAAAUUUUAUCACUUUUUGGUAAUUUUAAAUAAUCGCAAAACAACUUCUUCAAACUUGAUGUUUUUCAUCUUGGAUAAUGCAGCUUGGUAAAAAUACCAAAAAGGAGCACAAAAUGAGUACAUGUUUUCAAAGAUAGAUAAUAGUUCACCAAUAGAAACAAAAUUAAUAAUAUAAAUAAACCGAAGUCGCAGCAGUUUCAUGUAGAUCUAGGCAAUAAAAUGUCUGUCAAGUAAAAUAAAAAAUUAUUCGAAAAUGGCGUGCUUCAAAUCGCAUUUUCCGUAAUUCGGUCAUUUGUUUUUCUGGUACCAUUUAGUACUGCUGCAAUAAUUGAUAAAGUUCUCUCAGUACCUAACUGUAUUUUUUAUUAGGUAUUUAUUAAUAUAAUUAUAUUUAUUAAGUAAUAGUAAGUAUGAUAUUCUAUGUGUCUCUUGAACAAGGCGUUUAUUUAUAUUUCAAGAAAAUCUACUGCAUGUAUAAUCAUGGUAGUACCUACCUAAUUAUGUUACUUACCCCUUGUACUUGUUUCAAAUUAAUAAAGUUAUUUUAAUAAAAUGUA
Planococcus citri (citrus mealybug) is the source of this 2874-nucleotide messenger RNA. Its product is annotated as cathepsin D-like. NCBI's taxonomy places the organism in Eukaryota, Metazoa, Arthropoda, Insecta, Hemiptera, Pseudococcidae. Bases 91 to 1203 code for a protein of 370 amino acids. The record is from RefSeq and is a predicted model, not a curated record. The transcript is spliced from 9 exons. Gene Ontology annotation, biological process: proteolysis. Gene Ontology annotation, molecular function: aspartic-type endopeptidase activity.